AUGAACGUCUUCUCUACACGACUGGCCGUGGGAAUCUCUGACUUUGCCCACCGGCUUGACCCUGACACCAUCUCUGGCGAGCAGAGUCGUGACUUCAUCACGGGGAAGAGGAGCAGUGUGGACAUGAUGUUUGGGCGCAAUAAAAAACAGACGGCGACGAAGGAGAAGAGCGAUGAUGAUGUGGGAGUGAGGUCGAAUUCGGAUAGAACUCUCACGAACGACUUUGAGCCUUCGAAACAGCAGAUCAAGCGAGCGACGAGGACGAGGUUCUUAUGGUCCUUGGUAUCGUCGUUUCUGCUGCUGGUUUCGGUGGUAUUCCUGAUCCUGGUGGAGAUUGGCGACACGAAGAACGAGAGCAUACGGAACAAGAUUUACUUCAUCAAGCUCGACUUGUCCGACAUCAUCCCUGUGGCAGUACCCAAUGCUGUCUUGAUCAACAGUAUUGCGCAGUCACUUGGUCUGCACGACUUCUACACUGUUGGCCUAUGGGGAUACUGCGAGGGCUACAACGGACAAGGAGUCACAAACUGCUCCUCACCCAAGACCUUGUACUGGUUCAACCCUGUUGAGAUCAUCCAAAGCCAGCUUCUCGCAGGUGCUACAGUCGCCCUCCCCGCCGACAUCAACGACAUCCUGGACCUAAUCCGCAUCGUCUCCAACUGGAUGUUCGGCCUCUUCCUCACCGCAGCACCCCUCAACUUCAUCCUCAUCUUUCUCCAGCCCCUCUCAGUCUACACCCGCUGGCUGACCCUCCCCGUCGCCAUCCUAACCUUCCUCGGCGCCCUCUGCGUUACUGCCGCCGCCAUCAUCGCUACUGUGAUGUUCUACAUUAUGAGGAAUGUCAUCACCGGCGCGACACAACUGAAUAUCGGAGCGUCAUUGGGAUUGGAGAUGUUUACUUUCAUGUGGAUCGCUGCGGGGGCUGCGAUACUGGCGUGGUUGGUGCAGAUGGGGAUGUGUUGCUGUUGUGCGAGUCGGAGGGAUGUAAGGAGGGGGAAGAAGAGGGGAAGUAAGAAGGCUUGGGGGACGGAGACGGUGGGGGUUAAUGAAAGUUAUGGGGGCGAGAAGGAGGGAAAGAGGAGAGGGUUGCCGAUGUUUAAGAGUGCUAGGAAGCAGUGA
Molecule: messenger RNA, 1119 nt
Organism: Fulvia fulva
Lineage: Eukaryota; Fungi; Ascomycota; Dothideomycetes; Mycosphaerellales; Mycosphaerellaceae
Exons: 2
Coding region: 1-1119 (372 amino acids)
Biological process (GO): fungal-type cell wall organization
Cellular component (GO): plasma membrane; cell cortex of cell tip
Source: RefSeq, a predicted model, not a curated record